UCCCUUUUUGGCUGUGGUUUGAUUACUUUCCCAUCCAACAAUCUUUCUGUCUGUCUCUGUCUCUAUCUCUGUCUCCGUCUCGACGCGACGCGGAUGCCUCUCAAUUCUCGAUCUCACCCAAUUUCCGCUCCUCUGUUUGCAGAUUGGGCUCGAUUGUACGAGGCGGAUUUGUAGGGAGGUUCGGCUCGGCUCGGCAAGGUUUGGGAGUCUGGUCAGUUUGGCGUUCGUCGGAAAAGGGGCGGAAUUGAUUGGGGGUAGGGUUUUUGGUUGGGGCGGGAGGUGAUUGGAGCUGGAGAUUGUCGUCGGAGAGUUGUGGCGGUGGUGGUGGAGUGGAGUGGAGUGGAGUGUUAGAGGGGGUGUUUGAUCCACAGUUGAUUGGGAGUGUAAAUGAUCCUGGUCGGGGAUCUAGGGUUUCUGUGCAGCGUGGUGGUGGUGUUGGUUGGGUGGUUCGUGGCGCGCUGGAAAUGGCGGCGCGUGGCUGCGCGGAGGGAGGAGAUCAGGCGGCUGAUGAUGCUGGCGUCGGAGGAAACGGCUAGGGCUGAGCUAGAAGCGACCGUGGGGUACGGCGGCUAUGGCGCGGUUCAGGCGCCGGUGGUUUUAUCGGCGGCGGAGGAACCGGUUGUUCCGCCGGUUUUAGGAACGGGAUCGCCUCCUGCUCGGCCGGUGUCGUGUGGCCCGUAUCGUUGCGAGGUGUGCUUUAGUCCAACCACAACGCGCUGCAAGCAGUGUAAAGCUGUUCGAUACUGCUCAAGGAAAUGUCAAUUAAUCCAUUGGCGAGAUGGCCACAAGGAUGAAUGUCUCUCCCUUGUUUCACAUCAGAAUAUUGAUGGGGUCUCGCAUCCCCUUAUCAAGGAGUUUAAGCAAGAAGUUCAGAGCAGUCAAAACGUUUUUGAGAAUGGUGUAAUGAAUGCUACUAAAAGAGGUGGAUCGCAUUCUGAAGAAGACUUGUUUUCCGAUACCAUAUCUCAUGUUCUUUACGAGAAGAAUGGCACUGAAACUCAAAGCAGCAAUGGUUGGGAAAAAACUGAUAUAGAUGUGAAGGAAUCUUUCCAGUCACUUCCUGUUGAUUCUUCCUUGUCCGCCAGUUCAGCUGAUGUUUUGAUAGCUUUGGAUCGCAACUCAAAAGUUUGUGACAGAGAUGGCGGGAAGAGUUCAAAUGUACAUGUGGAAUCAAUGAAGCCAUUACAACCUAAUUUGAUCAAUCCUAAACAAGGAGUGGCCGUUUCUAGUGACUCGAAUCCUCUCAAGUCUGGUUGCAUUGAUAUAGAUGAUAUGUCUGACUCCUCAACCUCAUCAGCUUCUGAUGACCAUUUGUUUGCAACACCUUCUGCAACACCAUCCUCUGAUUUUUGGGGUGGAGCAGUCAAAUCCAUUCGACCCAAGGUUGAUGCAUUUGAUGUAUCUGCAAAUUUUGGCACAUUGAAUCUUCAAGCUGCCAAUCUUCAGUCUUCCAGAAGACUUAAAGUCAACGUCGAAACAGUAGCUUCUGAAACAGACAGAGUCACUAGAGACAAUUCUUGUCCAUCCACAUCAUAUCUCGACAAGUCAAGAGAAUUAUCACAACUGAAGGAAAAGGAUUCCUCGAGUCUUCAAUUUCCUGAUAGGGUUAAUGUCCGUGCUGAUGUGUUAGCUUCUGACACAAACACUGUCUCUAGAGAUGAUCCUUAUACAUCUACAUCAGUGGCCAGUAAGUCUACACAAUCAUCAAAAUUGAGUGAAGAUGUUUUGAAGUCCCGAGGACCUGUACUUUCAAGCCUCAAAUUGCCUGGCCAGGACAGUGUUGGCAAUUCUGUGAUGGGAUGUAAGUCGAAAGAGGAAGCUAAAAUGUCCUCCUCUAGUGCUAGUCUCAGACAUUCGGCUAAUCUGCAAUCUUCAACACCACCAGAUGACUUGGUGCAAGGAGUUUCUAGAACAAAUGGUAACUUAGAUGCUGUGAAAGAAAAUGGAUCUUCAGCGCCAGGAGUCUCCAAAACUAGUUUAACGUCAAAUAACUAUGCUGGAAACACUAUUCCGGAUGCGCAAAAUGAAUUUGCCCCUAUGGAUGCACCUUUUGCUUCAUGCAGCAAUUGUUAUACACAAGGCGCGAAAAUUGGGACCAAUGCAUUGACAAGGAAAGCUGUAGGUCAGAACAGAGCUUCAAGCUUUAGUAGGAAUGGUUCUUUAGGUGGUGAAGUUGGGACUAAGGGACAACCUGAGGGCGGGUCAUUUUCAUAUGAGCUUUUUGUGAAGCUUUACAAUUGGAACAAGAUUGAAUUAAUCCCCCGUGGACUUAUAAAUUGCGGGAAUAGCUGUUUCGCAAAUGCCGUGCUCCAGUGUCUGGCAUUUACUCCUCCGCUUACAGCUUAUUUUCUCCAAGGACUUCAUACCAAAGAUUGUAAGACGAAAGAGUGGUGCUUCACCUGUGAGUUAGAAGCACUGGUUAAGAAGGCUAAGGAGGGCAAAACACUUCUGUCACCCGAGCGGGUGAUGUCUCAAAUGCAGAAUAUAGGGCGCAACCUGGCUAAUGGCAGGGAAGAAGAUGCUCAUGAAUUUCUCAGAUAUGCAAUUGAAACCAUGCAAUCAGCUUGCCUGAAAGAAAGUGGAGUCAAGAUGCCGAGCUCUUUGAAUGAAGAAACGACUCUGCUGGGGCUUACAUUUGGUGGCUACCUCCAGUCAAAGAUCGAGUGCUUAGGAUGUGGAGGCAGAUCCAAGCAGCACGAACGAAUAAUGGAUCUCACUGUUGAGAUAGGUGGAGACAUAGGCAGUCUGGAAGAUGCUUUACGCCAGUUCACUCGGUCGGAGAUUUUGGAUGGUGAAAAUAAGUACAAUUGUAGCAGAUGCUGUUCCUAUCAGAAGGCCAAAAAGAAGUUGAGAGUGUUCGAAGCUCCUAAUGUCCUCACCAUUGCUCUUAAAAGAUUUCAGUCCGGAAAAUAUGGAAAGCUUAACAAGGCAGUCAAGUUUCCGGAGAUUUUGAAUUUAGCCAAGUACAUGAGCGAAACAAGCGACAAAUCCCCGAUUUACCAGCUUUAUGGGGUAGUGGUUCACCUGGAUGUUAUGAACGCAACGUUUUCUGGCCACUACGUGUGUUAUGUGAAGAAUAAUCAGGGAAAGUGGUACAAAGCCGAUGACAGUACGGUGCAAACAGCGGAGCUCGAAAAGGUAGUGUCCCAAGAUGCGUAUAUGCUUUUCUAUUCGAGGUGCUCGCCCCGAGCCCCCCGACCAAUCCGAAGCUCGAUGAUCCGGGACAAGAAACCGAGAGACCACCCGCCGUGUAAACCGGGAUCGUGCCCGGACGGGCCAUGGAACGUGGGCGGAUCCGGAUGCCGCACCUGUGCGUGCCGGAGCCGCUCGUCCCGUAAUCCCGGGCGAGCUAAAUCGGAGGCGGACAGCGACGUCUCCUCGUUGUUCUCGGAGAUAGGAUCCUACAGCACAGACAGCAGCAAUGGGGAGUCGACGAGCACGACCGACCACUUCGAUCAAAUGCUGCUGGGAGACGCAACGACUGCCGGUAACAACCGCUGCUGGAACACUCGGAGUCGGAGCGUUUCGGAUUCCGACGCAACGUCUUCUUCUUCGUCGUCGUCGGCCUCAUCCCCGUCCUCGACGUGGUCGUCGUUGCAUCCUCGCCACUCGCCGCUGGCGAACAUGGACCGAUACUCUUCCGACACCAAUGUGAGUUGUUCUGUUACUGACAAGGGCGGUUUUUGGGGCGGGGCGGCGGCUGGGAUGGCGGGGGCCGCGGCGGGGAGCGGGGGCGGCGAGUGUAAGAAUAAUGAGAAGCUGAGUUGUAAGAAUAGAGUAGGGAGCCAUAGCUCCAUAUCCAGAGGUGUAUAUACUUAAGAGAGAGAGAGUUUUAGAGAGAGAGGAUUAGAACUCUUUGAAAAGGGGGAAGAUUAAGAAGAAGAAGAGGGAGUUGAGAAGGGGGUGUGGAUUUAUUUAUAUGCUAAGUUGCCUCCAUCCAUAUUAACCCCUCAUUUUGUCAAAAAAUAGACUUUACUGACCUAAUAUUUUAUAUAUAUAUAUAUAUAUGUAGUCCCCCCUCCCUUGAUAUUAUAGUAUAGUAUAUAAGACAUGAGCAAGAAAGACAAAUAAAUGAAAAUAAAAGUACUAUUUAUAUCUUAUUAGUGUUUUUUGUGUGUGCUUCUUUGCUUGGUUUGAAUUUUGGAAAUAACUGAUUUAAGAAUUAUAUAUAU
This is a messenger RNA of Andrographis paniculata, 4172 nucleotides long. RefSeq names its product ubiquitin carboxyl-terminal hydrolase 17-like. Gene Ontology annotation, cellular component: cytosol; nucleus. Gene Ontology annotation, molecular function: cysteine-type deubiquitinase activity; cysteine-type endopeptidase activity. Gene Ontology annotation, biological process: protein deubiquitination. NCBI's taxonomy places the organism in Eukaryota, Viridiplantae, Streptophyta, Magnoliopsida, Lamiales, Acanthaceae. The transcript is spliced from 11 exons. Bases 388 to 3819 code for a protein of 1143 amino acids. The record is from RefSeq and is a predicted model, not a curated record.